This is a messenger RNA of Zootermopsis nevadensis, 2502 nucleotides long. RefSeq names its product Fringe glycosyltransferase (gene fng). Gene Ontology annotation, cellular component: membrane. Lineage: Eukaryota; Metazoa; Arthropoda; Insecta; Blattodea; Termopsidae. Gene Ontology annotation, molecular function: glycosyltransferase activity. The record is from RefSeq and is a predicted model, not a curated record.
ACCAGCACGAGACAAGUACAAGAUGGCGACCAUGCGGCGGGUGACGGUGGUUGUCAGUUGUCCGUUGGCAGUAGCCAUGAAGGGGCUGUUGUCGUGUCGCGAGCCGUGUUCUGUGAUGGUGAUCACACUGUGUAGUUGGUGAUGAUGGUUAGCCUAGCCCGUCUCAAGAGAUUGGUCCAGGGCCUAACGCUGGUGGCUGUGGCAGCCUACUCCACUCUCCUGCUGUACCAGAGCGUGUCCACUGCACCCUCAGGCUCGUCACUACUACAGCCGCGGCAACAGGUAUCUGGGUGGCAGGAGAGGGCCCCGCGGUCCGUGUCCAGGGACUAUGACGCCGCCAAUCUGGUCAUCCCUGGGACAGGUCGCAAGAAUCGAGGCACCAAAGUUACGAGCAGAGGCGUCGCUCAGAGCAAGUACAACGGCUUCGUACUCGCGACUGGGACCAGCAGACCCGUGGGGACUCAGUUGACUGACCUGUUUAUAAGCGUGAAGACGACUCAUAAUUACCACAAGUGGAGACUUCCGGUCAUUCUGAAGACGUGGUUCCAGCUCGCGAAGGACCAGACGUGGUUCUUCACGGAUUCCAACGACUCGGAGUAUCAGGAAAAGACAAAUGGUCACAUGAUCAACACCAACUGCUCGUCUUCACACAACAGGAAGGCGCUGUGUUGCAAGAUGUCGGUGGAAUUCGACGUUUUUCUAGAAAGCAACAGGAAGUGGUUCUGUCACUUCGACGAUGACAAUUACGUGAAUGUCCCUCGACUGGUGAAGCUGUUGGCAGACUACAGCCCGCAGGAGGACUGGUAUUUGGGUAAACCCAGCAUCCGUGCUCCACUGGAGAUUCUGAACAAGGACAAAUCUGCGCAAAAGAUUUCUUUCUGGUUCGCGACUGGGGGCGCUGGUUUCUGUCUCAGUCGGUCGCUGGCGCUCAAGAUGAUCCCUGUAGCCAGUGGCGGAAAAUUCAUUAGCAUCGGGGAAAAGAUUCGACUCCCAGACGACGUCACAAUGGGCUACAUCAUCGAGCAUCUGCUCAAGAAACCACUGACAGUCAUUGAUCAAUUUCACUCUCAUCUUGAGCCAAUGAAGUUCUUGCGACAGGAUUCAUUCCAUGACCAAAUCACAUUCAGCUACUCGCGCUACAGUAGGGAUGAGAUGAAUGUGGUCAAGAUAGAUGGGUUCAACAGGCGGAUUGACCCUACGAGGUUCCUCUCCGUCCACUGCUUCCUCUUCUCGUACUUCAGUUUCUGCCCGAGGUGAGGCCAAGUCUGCUGGCCAGCUGACUUACGCCGUGUCAUGCGAUCUCGAAACAUGAAAUAUAAUGUGACGGAGCCUCCUGGAAAGUAGCAGGUGGUGUCAGUUUACCAUCUCAGCAAGUCAGUGGUUGCUAAGCAGUUCUUGCCCGAGCGUGUUGACACCAUCACAAGAAAAUUAUGAACUAAAUAAUAAUAAAGGACGGGACAGGUAACUCGAACGGAUGCCAUUUCACGUAACAUCGUAAAUGAAGUUAUGGGGAGAGAGAACUGGAACCUAUAAAAAGAAAAAUGCAAAUAUCUGAAAAAGAGACCUUGGAAUGGUCAAUUUUAGUGCCCCAUAUCCAUUUUAAUUGGGUGUAAUAAAACCAUGUUUCUUGCAAGAGCAGAAAUGUUACUCGAACUGAGCGCCAUUUUGCAGCUCUGGCAGAGAGUUGCAGACAGAACUGCCUUGGACGUUGCAAUAAACAAAAUGAAAUACAUUUACGGAAAACAAUUGCCUCAGACUUUUAGGAAUGGUAAUACAGAUAAAGUAAUUAUCAGCCAUAUUUAUUAACCUUCAUUCUUGAAGAUAUCUAAAGAGAAUAUUAUUCGGCGUAUCGUUUGACUCAGGUGUGCUGCCAAUUUGUUAACGACGGGCUUGUAAAACGAAGCGAUCUUUUCUUCUUCGGCGUUUGAAAGAGAUGCAGUUGUGGAUAUUUUCUACUGGUGUACAAUAUAUUUUUUGUGCCGAUAACAAAGGGCUCGAGUAAUUUGCCAAAGCUUGUGUGAACCCUUCUAACGCCCUCGCAGCACACCCCUGAUUAAAAUUGUUUUUUUAAUAUUUGUUUACUAGUCUCCUAAAAUGUCAAAGACGUCGUGACAAAGAAAUGGCAAAACUUUAAUGAAUGGUCUCAUACAGUGCAUUAGUGAAAGAAGUGUUCUGAUCUCCGACACAAAAGGUUAUAAUAUUUUAUCUUUAUAAAUGUUAUUAAAUAUUAUCUGGCCUUAAAACGCUACGCAUUUCUUUAUACCAUUGUCAAGUAAACUUGCAUAAAUUACUUCCCGAAGUGCAAUACGAAUGAAAUGCUCUGUGCUUUAAGAGGUGAAGUGUGUUUACAUUUCGAGAUGAUUUUAGUUAAAAAUCUCGGAAUUAUAAAUAAACAUUACCAUCAUGCAAUGCUCAAAGCACAAAAAUAAAUGAAUUUUUUAUACUGUGAAAAAAAUAUUAAUAUAUAUAAAUGUUAAAUAUAUUUGUAAAUAUUAUAUACAA